Molecule: messenger RNA, 761 nt
Organism: Symbiodinium sp. CCMP2456
Lineage: Eukaryota; Dinophyceae; Suessiales; Symbiodiniaceae
Source: the annotation of a GenBank genome assembly
AUGGGCUUCAUCGCAAGAGAUCGGCAGAAUGCCGUCGCCGAAGAAGCUGUUGCCAGUUCCAUCAGUGCCGUCUUCAAGAGCUUGGCAUCAGGUGGAACUGCCACCAGGCGCAUCCGAGAUGUGCUCCCGGCCCUCGCUGAGAUCAAGCAGAACUCCGGGAACAUUGGGCAAAUCCCAGCGUCUUUCGUCUACAUUCUCCGCUGUUUCAGCAUCUUGGAGGGACAUGGGCUGUGCCUGGAUGAGCAGUACAGAAUCGUGGAUGACUGCUACCCGUACUUGGCUUCCUGGACUUUGAGAGCGAAGUCUCCGGAGGCAUUGCCCCUCAUCCGCAGUGUCCUCUACGGACGCGGUGCCAGUGCCGAGUAUCCGGUGCCAGAUGCUGAGCAGGUAUUGGCCUUGCUGCGAGGCCUCGCCACGCGAGUCCAGCAGGACGUCACUUCGGCCUUGAGAGAGGAAGAGCCCCUCCGAGACCACGGCAGGCUCGUCGACGACUUGCGCUCCACUUUGAGGAGUUUGCAGCGUGCUCGCGCACUUCAAGGUGUACUCCUGGAAGAGGCAGCCCGGCUCACGGAUGUCUUGGUUCGCGAGGCCCUCGCUGCAUCCGCACCGCAAUUCCUGGUCGCCUCUGGGAUACCACGCAACGAGGAGGACAAAGCUGUUUUGAAAUCUCUGCGGAAGCUCAUCGCAGCUUUGGCAUCGGAGAUAGAGGCCGUGGAGGUGGAUGCUGAUGAGCUCCGGUCCCGGGCAAGCCCUUUAAGCAG